This is a messenger RNA of Durio zibethinus, 1452 nucleotides long. RefSeq names its product Survival protein SurE-like phosphatase/nucleotidase. The record is from RefSeq and is a predicted model, not a curated record. Gene Ontology annotation, cellular component: cytosol. Gene Ontology annotation, molecular function: nucleotidase activity. Lineage: Eukaryota; Viridiplantae; Streptophyta; Magnoliopsida; Malvales; Malvaceae.
UAGAGCGAUAUGAUUUUGCAUCAGUUCUUACUGCAAUUACUGUUUGAGGCAAAUUGCCUCGUGCGCGUGCAGAAAACGCGCGACACUCUCUCUAUGUCCCAGUCGAGCUCGACUAUAAAGUACUGACGCAUUUAUCUUUUGUGUUACCGUGUCUUACUGACUCUCUCGCCUUGUUUUCUAUCGGCCGACAAAAAUGGAGAGGAAUAAUAGCUACGAUGAGAAGCCGGCAGUGAUGGUGACAAACGACGAUGGAAUCGACGCUCCAGGCCUCCGAGCUCUCGUCCGCGUUCUCGUCUCCUCCAAUCGUUUCCGCGUCCUGGUUUGCGCUCCUGAUUCGGAGAAAUCAGCCGUUAGUCAUAGUAUCACAUGGCGUCACCCUGUUUCUGUAAAGCAAGUAGAUAUCAAUGGAGCAACUGCUUAUGCUGUUUCUGGAACCCCGGCUGAUUGUACUUCUUUGGGUAUCUCAGAAGCACUCUUCUCCACAGUUCCUGAUCUGGUAAUCAGUGGCAUAAACAUGGGCAGCAACUGUGGUUAUCACAUCAUCUACUCUGGUACAGUUGCUGGUGCUCGAGAAGCCUUCUUCAAUGACAUACCUGCUGUCUCUAUAUCAUAUGACUGGGUUGGAGGUAAGAGCAGUGUCGAUGACUAUAUUCUUGCUGCUGAGGCUUGCUUGCCAAUCUUCAAUGCAAUCAUAGCUGAGGUUAAGAACAAAAGUUAUCCUCUAAGAGGCUUUUUGAAUAUAGAUCUGCCGACAGAUCUUGCCAACCACAAGGGAUAUAAGUUGACUAAACAAGGUAAAACUAUAUUCAAAAUGGGGUGGAGGCAAAUUACUUCUGAAAGGCAAGGAGGAAAGAUGUUAUCCACAAUGGAAAUGGAGUCAGAUUCAUCAGCAAGGACAGAAAUUGAUACAUCGACAAUAGCAGGAGGAGAUCUCUUCUUCCAAAGAGAGGUAAGAGGAGCCCAAGUUGAUGAUGAUGAUACGGAUCAGCAAUUUCUUCAGGAAGGAUAUAUUACUGUUACUCCUCUUGGAGCCCUCUCUCAGGCAGAGACUGAUUACGUGUCCUACUUUGAAGAAUGGCUACCAAGUGCAGUUCAACGGUUCUCUUCUUCAGCAUUAUAAUGCACUUUAAUAUCCCUCUGGAACUUGCUUAGAGUCCGGUUGGAAGGACCUUUUGAACUCAGUAUUUCUGAGGUGAUUUCAUGGGUUCUGUCGUCUCUUCUAUGAUGUGAUUGUUUGCCUGCAAUCUGACUGGCGGGUUCUCACAUAGUUAUGCUCUCUCUCUCUCUCUUGAAAACUCAGCAUCUAAUAAGCUUUUAUGAUUAUUUUGCUUUAUUUGGAGGACACCCGUCAUUGGAUACCCUAUUAUAUGAUAUGAACUAUAUGGAAUUCUUGUAGUGGCUGGUAUUUACCCCUAAUGUCAAAGCUAGUUGAUUUCUCCUCGCCAUUUUCUA